Megalopta genalis is the source of this 990-nucleotide messenger RNA. The record is from RefSeq and is a predicted model, not a curated record. Lineage: Eukaryota; Metazoa; Arthropoda; Insecta; Hymenoptera; Halictidae.
AUGGCAGGGAUGGGCUUCGCUCCGGCGAUCUUAAGCACUCCGGGGAAUUACCUGAAUAUGCGUCGGCAGAAGAAGGGCAUGAAGGAAUAUUUGCCCGUAGGAUGCAACAAUUCCAGCAAUGUGAUUGUGGAUAAUCGAGAGGCGAUUCGAAGCGGGAUCUCAAACUUUUUCGCAGACUCAACUGCUAUAAAACCAAAUAUAUCACCCACAACUGACCACAUUAUUUUCAAAGAAGGCGAGCCUCUGAAGCUACAUUGCUCCGGCAACUCGAGCAUUUUCUUCACGUAUCCCACUAACCGAACAUAUUAUUACAAUAAUACAGUCCUUUCUUAUACAUCGCCCAUCGAAAUAAGCAAAACGCAAGACGAGAAUGGCACCAACUACCACAAGUUUUAUCGACCGAAUACAGUAUUUGGAGAUACUGGUUGGUAUGGUUGCUCGUACCAACCUAUUCUAACCAUCAGAUGUAAUUAUUCCGACCCUGCAAUCAGCUGGAUUUAUGUCUACGUUGAGUCUAAAACAGCUCGGUUUGUGGAACAAGCAAGUUUAUAUAAGUUAAUAAGAACUUAUGGUGAAACCAUUGUCAUACCGUGUAGACCAACGUCGCCGGAAGCAGAAGUCCGGAUUACACAGAUUGUUAACGGAAAGAAUCGGAACGAUUUUUUUACUUCCACUUUCGAUCCAAAAUAUGGAUUUACAGUGCUCGUAUACGUCGACCUUCCAACACCGGCGACAUACAAAUGUAUCAUCGCCCCUGAUCAAGCGGUCUCUUAUAUCGUACAUAUGCGCUCGUGGGUUACACUGCCCAAACCAAUUAUCAAUAACACAUUGGCGCAUGUAAUAAAGGGAGAAUCUUUAUACGUGAAGUGCACCAUAAAUAGUAUGGGGGACAUUGAGGACUAUGACAUAUUUUGGAUUGUAGCGCGAGAAGUAUCUGUCUGUCACAUAUAAAUUACAUUCGUGUUUAUCUAUACCCGCGCGAGUUGAAUU